CACCUGUGCCAGUCUCUUCCGCCUACCCGCCAAAGGAUAAAAAGUAUAGCGCAUAAAAACAUGCCAAGCUUGCUCGGAUUCAGAGCUUCACAGUUCGUACUCAAAUCCUUUUCGUCUUCCUUCUCUCGUAAUCUUUCCUCACUCAGUCUCUGCCAGAUCAUUUCCAUAUCCCAGCGAACCUUGGCGGUCAUGGCCGGUGCUGAUGAGUUUGUUAAGGGCAGUGUUCAUCCGAAUGGCGUCGCGGUUAUCACUCUCGAUCGUCCCAAAGCUCUCAAUGCCAUGAACUUAGAUAUGGAUAUACAAUACAAAAGGUAUCUUGACGAAUGGGAGGAAGAUCCAAGGGUCAAAUGUGUCCUUGUCGAGGGCAGCUCAUCUCGUGCCUUUUGUGCAGGAAUGGAUAUUAAAGGCGUUGUAGCUGAAAUUCAAAAGGACAAAAACACUCCUCUUGUGCAGAAGGUAUUUACAGCAGAGUAUUCUUUAAUAUGCAAAAUUGCUGAUUACAAGAAGCCUUACUUGUCCUUCAUGGAUGGCAUAACGAUGGGCUUUGGGAUUGGCUUAUCAGGUCAUGGCCGUUACAGAAUCGUUACAGAGAGGACUCUUCUUGCCAUGCCAGAAAAUGGAAUUGGUUUGUUCCCAGAUGUUGGAUUUUCAUACAUUGCAGCUCAAGGUCCAGGAGAAGGAUCAGUUGGGGCAUACCUUGGACUGACUGGUAAAAGAAUUUCAACGCCAUCUGAUGCACUAUAUGUUGGUCUCGGAACGCAUUACGUCCCGUCCGGGAACUUGGGCUCGCUGAAAGAAGGACUCUUGACUUCCAACUUUUCCGAGGAUCCCCAUCAGGAUAUAAAAACACUCCUGGCAAAAUACAGUAGCGAUCCUGAGUCUCUACCAAGUUUGAAGUCAUUUUUACCUCAGAUAACUUCAUCUUUUGGCGCUGACAAGUCUGUUAAGGAGACGGUUGAAGAACUAAAGAAACACCAACUUGAUUCAGAUUCUUCAGUGGCGGAGUGGGCUAAAGAGUCUCUUCAAGGAAUCGGAAAAGGCGCUCCCUUUUCAUUGGCAUUGACACAAAAGUAUUUCUCCAAAGUUGCUGCUGCAGUUGGAAGUAGUAACCACGAAUUAUCCACGCUCAAUGGUGUUAUGAGAACUGAAUAUCGUAUCGCCUUAAGAUCUUCCCUGCGUGGCGAUUUCGCUGAAGGAGUUCGCGCAGUUUUGGUGGACAAGGAUCAGAAUCCCAAGUGGAAUCCAUCAGCCUUGGAAGAUGUUGAUGCAAAAGAAGUAGACUCCCUCUUCGAACCUGUAAGUCCAAUGGCUGAAUUAGAAGUCUGAAUUACAAAAAUGACAUCAGAAGAUGCUUAAAACUGCAGGGAGCAACAAAAAAUUACUGGAGAAAUUGUAAACUUUGGUAAAUAUUUGAACUCUUCCUCGAAUACGAAUAAGGUCCCAAGACUGCCCUUUGAAUGUUUAUACUUUCUUUUAUGGAAUCAAAUUA
This is a messenger RNA of Cucurbita maxima (winter squash), 1489 nucleotides long. Its product is annotated as 3-hydroxyisobutyryl-CoA hydrolase-like protein 3, mitochondrial. The transcript has 10 exons. Bases 61 to 1326 code for a protein of 421 amino acids. Gene Ontology annotation, molecular function: 3-hydroxyisobutyryl-CoA hydrolase activity. Gene Ontology annotation, cellular component: cytosol. The record is from RefSeq and is a predicted model, not a curated record. Gene Ontology annotation, biological process: L-valine catabolic process. NCBI's taxonomy places the organism in Eukaryota, Viridiplantae, Streptophyta, Magnoliopsida, Cucurbitales, Cucurbitaceae.